UUUGAAUAGUUGUUCGUAGAUUUGUAUUAAAUGAGUGAAAAGAAAGAAAGAAAGCAACUUGGGGCUCUGUUAUCUCUUUCCUGUCCUUCCUCCCUUCCUUUCUUUCUUUUUCCUUCUUAUCUAUUAGACUUUAGACCACUGAUCUUGAUCUUUUUUGGUUCUUGACUACUUCAGCAACUUGAUCCCAUAACAACUCUCUCGGCUGCUUUUAUGAUUUUUGGCAUCAUAUAGUAAGAAGAAAGAGAGGCUGGAGUGGAAGAACAAGCAACAGGUAAUCAUGGAUGAUUCUCUCUUGCCAAAGCUGGACAAAGAGGUUUCAAAAGAACUCAAACCAGAAACUCAGGCAUCCAAAAGAAGGAAAUUGGUUCAAAAAACUGUUGUUACAGUGAGAAUUGGAGCAAAUGUUGGGAAACUAAAGAAUGAAGGACCACCUUCUGAUUUUUGGUCUUGGAGAAAAUAUGGCCAAAAACCUAUUAAAGGAUCUCCUUAUCCAAGGGGUUACUAUAGGUGUAGCACAUCAAAAGGUUGUUCGGCCAAAAAACAAGUAGAGAGAUGCAGAAAUGAUGCUUCAAUGCUCAUCAUCACCUACACCUCUAGCCAUAACCAUCCAGGUCCUGAUCUUUCCACCACCAACCUGAUCCAACUAGCAGAAGAACCCAAAACCCAUUCCACUGUAGAUCUCCAAACACCCUUAAAAGAGGAACAGCAGGAGCUAGCACAAGAAGAAGAAAAACAAAAUGAACCCACUAUGACAACUAAAGAAAAAGAACCAGGUGAAGAUCAUUUCCUCUACAUACAAUCCCCUAUAAGCAGUUCCCAAGAUAUAAUAGUUAACCAAGCAGAAGACCCUUUCACAGUGAACCUAGAAAAACCCCAUGAAACAAUGGGUCUUGUCUUGGAUGAAGAACCCCUCUGUUACUCCCAGCUCAUGAACUUCUCCACACCCAUGUCAGAGGAAAAUGACUUCUUUGACGAGCUUGAAGAAUUGCCCACAUCUUCAUCUUUCACAAGCUUCAUGACCAGCAAUUUUUUCGAGGAAAGGAUUCCUGUUGUCCCUUCUUGAACCAAGUAAUUCUUAGUGCUUGCAGCCUUAGAAAAUGUACUUAUGUUGUCCAUAUGGAACACCCACUACCUGUAGUUGUUUACUCUCUCUCUCUCUCUCUCUCUCUCUCUAGCAUUUGUGGGUUCACAAAAUGAGAAAGUAACGUCACUUUGGCAUGAGAUAA
This is a messenger RNA of Quercus robur (English oak), 1226 nucleotides long. Its product is annotated as probable WRKY transcription factor 69. Gene Ontology annotation, biological process: regulation of DNA-templated transcription. Gene Ontology annotation, cellular component: nucleus. The coding region runs from base 278 to 1063 and encodes 261 amino acids. NCBI's taxonomy places the organism in Eukaryota, Viridiplantae, Streptophyta, Magnoliopsida, Fagales, Fagaceae. The transcript has 3 exons. The record is from RefSeq and is a predicted model, not a curated record. Gene Ontology annotation, molecular function: transcription cis-regulatory region binding; DNA-binding transcription factor activity.